AUGCUGAGCUGCUUGAGUAGUUCUGCAAAGAAAUCACGAGGCGGCAGGUGGCGUUGGCGAGGCAGCCAGUUACAUCAGGCCUUGGCCGCGGUCCAGAACAGCGUCGAUGCCACUCGCCCCUCGCCGCUUCACCACGCCCAUCGCCCACACACGCCCGCGUCCCCGCCCCCGCCCCCACUCCCUCCCAAACUGGCUGCAGAUCUGCGCCCAGCAUCUGCACCUGCUGACGGCGGCGCGGGCGGCAGAGGGCGACGGCUACUACGGCAAGUUCAUCGGCAAGCUGAAGCAGCUGCACCACGGCGUGUCUGGCGACCCGCCUACUUCUACGCCGGCGACUCCAAAAGCCCCAAUGGCAACGGCUUCAGGAUAAACGAUGAGAAGGGAUCGCCUAACGUGCUUCCCAGAUAUCGCAACAAACACAUUACGCUUACUCUUCCCGAGAACAAGACCCUGAGGGACAUUCGCUGGUUCUCUGUUUGGUGCGACGAAUUUUCGGUGAACUUCGGCGACGUGCGCAUCUCCAAGACCUUCGAGUACCCGCGCCCGCAGAAGAUCGACGCCCUGAGCGGCGUGCACGGCGUCUCCUCCGAGAACAUCGUCGUGGUGGACGCGCAGACGCUGCUCAUCCCGUCCUUCAGCUACGACGGCGAGGCGCCCGACGCCAAGUUCUGGGUGGGGCGCGGCGCCAAGCCCAGCCCGCAGGGCGCGCGCGUGCCCGACGAGAACGGCAAGGAGGCGCCGCUGCGGCGCUACGACCGCAAGACCAUCGUGCUCACGCUGCCCGGCGACCUCACCGUCUACGACAUCGGCCACUUCGGCGUGUGGUGCGAGGCCUUCACCGUCGACUUCGGCCACGUGCGCGUGCCGCGCGCCCUCAACGUGCCGCCCUCGCUCAAGAUGCUCGGCGUCUCCCCACAGUCGAAGCUGAACUGCGAGGUGUUGUGGGACGAAAACGCUUUCGAGGUGCGUUGGGCCGUCGCGGGAGACAGCGUCGUCAUCCAGCUCGUCGGAAAGAUCGAUGACGGCGAGUACAUGUCCUUCGGGCUGUCGGGCAGCGCCUCGCGCAGCCGCAUGGUGGGCGGCGACGUGGCGGUGGUGUGGGUGAACCACAGCUCGCUGGCCGGAGACGCCCAGGACUACUUCCUCGAGUCCAAAUCGCAGUGCGCAGGCGAGAACACCAACAGCAUCCGCCUGCUGAACGCCGCCAUGGUCAACGGCUACUCCAUCGUCACGUACCAGCGGCCGCUGCACGCCAAGGACGAGCUGGACCACGCCAUCGUGACCAACGGCAGCCAGGCCGUCAUCUGGGCGCUGGGCCCGCUCAACUCGCGCAACGAGGUCUCCUACCACCGCGUCGCCAACAGACAUGAUGUGUUCAUCGACUUCGCCCGCUCGCCCAAGUGGAACUGCCCCAUCCCCGACUCCGAAGGAGGCACCGCCACGAGCGCUAGCGACGUCAUCACCCCCACCUCCGCGCCCAGCUCGGCCCCGGCCUCCGCCUCCACCCGCAGCCGCCGCCCCUCCGCCGCCACCGCCGACGCCGCCACCAGCGCCGCCACCACGGCCUCCGACGAAAGGGUGAGCGCGCGUCGGCCGAGCAGCUCGAGCCGCCAACCGGCGCCGGCCACCCCCGCGCCCGCACCCGCGCCGGCCGCCGGCGCCUGGGACAUCCCGGCCAUCCAGUGCUACGAGCCCGAGGACGGCGUCUUCUACGCGCAGAUGGGCCCCACGGGCGGCAAGCGCGGCUACUCCGCCAUCACAGGACACGUUGGCUGGGGCAUCUCCUGGUACAUCAACGGCCUGCUCAUCCCAGAAAUCAACGUGGUGCGCGGGAAGACGUACACUUUCGUCGUGGAAGGCGGCAACGACCCUGACACGCCCGCCCGCUACCACCCGUUCUACAUCACCGACGACCCCGUCGGCGGCUACCAGUACAAGACGCCCGAGGAGAGAAACCAAGUGCGCGUGUUCGCCGGCGUGCGCGUGAACCGGCGCGGAGAGGCGUACCCGACCGGCACGGGCCGCCUGUGCAACUGGACGCCCGACCAGACGCAGCCGCCGGCCGACGAGUUUGCCUCGUUCGGCGCCUACCAGCGCACGCUGUCGCUCGAGUGCGACCAGGGCGAGGCCGGCGUGGUGCAGUGGACGCCCGACCACAACACGCCCGACACCGUCUACUACCAGUGCUACACGCAUCGCUACCUGGGCUGGAGGAUCAACGUGUACGACAGCUGCGACUCGGCGGCCGCCAGCGAGACGGUGACGACGCGCGUGCCGUCCUCCGACGACGCGUCCGACGACCAAGAGGGCGAGCUGCAGUCGCGCCCCAGCAUCCGCGUCACCACGCGCGUCAAGCCCGACGGCGGCGCGUUCGCGGGCGACAAACCCGACGGCGGCGCCAACGCCGUGGACAAGCUCAACCUGGGCGAGGUGUACCUGCCGCCGGCCGCCUACUCCCCUCCCGCGCAGCAGUACAUCCCGCUCAGCAGCCAGGAGGAGUCGGCGUACACCGUGCAGCCGGGCCCCGCGCCCACCGACACCGCCACCGAGCAGCCCCUCAGGCCGUCGCCGCUCGACUUCGUGAACCCCGGCACCGCGCACGAAACCGCCACCCGCCCCGCCACGCCGCACUCCAUCCUGCCCAGCAACGCCAGCAAGACCACCGACGUCAAGCUUCUGGCGUCCACGGCCAAACCCGCGCAGUCCACCGACCACGACCACACCCUCCUGGAUAACAACGACUUCGACGGGUACAAAGCCACUUCGGAGGCGUCGCCCACUCUGAUCAACUCGCCCACGUACAUCUACAAAAGACCGUUGGCCCACCGCCCCCACGGGCUCACGCCGCACGGGUACAUCCUCCCCAACGGCAGGCCCGCCUCCAUGGCCACCCACACCAUGAUGCUGCACCGCCCGCAGGGGUACAACGUCGGCCCCUACAGACGCCCUGUGCCCCACAGAGGCUACGUUCCCCUGCACCGCCCCGCGGCCUCCAUGGUUCGCCCCACGUACUCCAUCUCCACGCCCUUGCCUCCCAACUACCUCAUGACUUCCAAGAAACCUUUCUACCGCGUCACUAUGAUGGGCGUGCCUCACCGUACGAUGGUCAGUCCUCCGCCCUUCCAUCGCCCUAUGACUACCCUGGCCGCCCGCCCGCUCCAGUACUCCUCUUCUUACAAGAACGUUCAAUACUCUCUCCCUCCUCAGAGAAUCAAGUACGACAAGCUGCAAGCUAUCGGCAGCACCUCCAACUCCCCCACGCCAAAACCAGACACCAAGAACACCAACGAAGCCAAGAAGGUAGAGUCUGUGUCGAAAACGACUCCUCUCUCCCCCGCUCCUCUGCUUAGCACAAGUACGGAAAGCAUUAGUGCCAACUUACCUAUCGCGGUAAACACAGGUUUCCGUCCCGAGACGGUGGUCGUGGAAGGAGGUUUCAAGCCCAUCAUCAAAAACGUCGCCCAAGACAGGUCGUCUGUGGAAACGGACACAGAACUCGUCGACCAGGACGAAAUCAUGGAAAAGCUCGAGAAAGAAAUGCUGGGCGAGCUCGUGGAGGCUCCUGAAGCGAAGGAAGACCGCAAGGAGAAUCCGUUCGAAGGGCAGCGGCCGGAGACGUUCGAGCCGAUGUUCAUUCCUUCGCCUCCGGACCGCAUCAGCCAGCAGAACGCGAGCGACGCGAAGCGCGCGGCGGCGGCGCCGGCGCAGAAGCAGAGCGCGCGCCCGCGCCCGCGCCCAGCCGCCGCCCCGCCGCGCCUCGCGCCCUCCUUCCGCUCGCAGCAGCCGGCCGCCGCCGCCGACGCGGCCGGGGAGAUGGCCAUGGCCGCCGAGCGCAUGGACACCUACUACCUGCCGCCCGUCGGCUACGCCAAGGAGCGGCCCGGCGCCGCCGCCGACAUCCCGCCAGGCGCCGUCGUCGCCUACGACGGCAAAUCCGUCGUGGACGUCAGCCUGGCGUCGUCCAUCGCCGACCCGUCCGCCAGCACCGACGCCGGCCGACGCAACCCGCCGGGCACGGCAGAGCUCAUCAAAGGCACGCCGCAGUUCGGGCCCUACCACGGAGAGGUGCCCCCGCCCGUCCCCAAGGUGGUGCACCCCGAGAGCAUCCCUCAGCUGCAGGCGCGGAACAAGCAGCAGGCCCAGGUGCUGCCCGUGCAGUUCAACCAACGCGCGCAGCCGCACGCGCCCAACACUCGCCUCGCCCUCGCAGACGAAGCGCUCUCCCCGGCCGGCUCGGAGAUUAAAGAGCUGUACUCCGCCUACGACUCCAAGCAGAAGAGCAACGGCGCGAGGGACAAGCAAUUCGUCAAGAAAGCCUCCCUCCCUGCAGGCGACGUGUCUCAAGAAGACACGGAGGAGACCACCGCUUCUGACAAGUGGUACUCCACGCAGGCCAUCAGCCAGGACGAUGCCACUACAACCCGACAACUCGACGACGCCACCGUCGAGAUGGAAAAGACGAGGCUGAAACGGGAGGCGCUCGCGCAUCACGAACCGGGCCACACGGGCACCGGGGACGAGGAGGACCACAGCCAGCACGAGCACAGAGCUCAUGACCACGCAGCCCACGACCACGCUCACAUGCACGACCACGGGCAGGCGGGGGCGGGCCAGGCCAAACAAACGAACGUCGCCCACUCAGCGCGCGCGCUCCUCCUCCUCCCCCUCUGCCUCCCCCCGCUGCUCCUUCAGUGGGCCAGGAAUGCUUUAUAA
This is a messenger RNA of Gryllus bimaculatus (two-spotted cricket), 4713 nucleotides long. The record is from the annotation of a GenBank genome assembly. NCBI's taxonomy places the organism in Eukaryota, Metazoa, Arthropoda, Insecta, Orthoptera, Gryllidae.